UCCCCCUUUCAGAGCUCCAUAUUCCUUCUUCAUCUAUAAAAUAUCCCUCAACUCCAUCAUGUUUCAAAGAACUUUCCUCAGACAGGCCCAGGCCGCCAAGUCCGUUCUCUCUCUCCGCGCCACAUCUACCACACCCUCAGUCAUCCGCCGCACAUCACAGUUGCAACCACAGCUGCAGUCUGUUCGGCCGUUUGUUCGUCAGCCCACUUACCGCUUCUACUCGACAGAGAACCAAACUCAGAACGCUGAGAAGACCGAGGCCAAGGAGAAUGGAGCUGCUGAGGAAUCCUCAGAGGAGAGCCUCCGCAAGGAACUGGAGGCAAAGCAGAAGGAAAUCGUUGAUCUGAAGGACAAAUACAUGCGUUCUGUUGCAGACUUCCUCAACCUGCAAGAACGCACCAAGCGUGAGAUGGAGAAUGCCCGCAAUUUCGCCAUUCAGCGGUUCGCCGUCGACCUGCUCGAGAGCAUUGACAACUUCGACCGGGCUCUCCUUGCUGUUCCCGCGGAGAAGCUCGAUGCCGAAGUGACCGAGUCCAACAAGGAGCUGAUGGACCUCGUGUCCGGCCUGCGGAUGACCCAGAACAUCCUGCUGAACACUCUGAAGAAGCACGGUCUGGAGAGAUUCGAUCCCUCUGAGCCGACUGAGGACGGCAAGCCCCAGAAGUUCGACCCCAACGUCCAUGAGGCCACAUUCAUGACCAAGGUCGAGGGUAAAGAGGAUGGCGAGAUCAUCCACACACAGACCACGGGCUUCAAGCUCAAUGGCAGAGUUUUGAGAGCUGCCAAGGUCGGUGUCGUCAAGAACAACUAGACUUGAAUCGUCACGACAUCCUGCAUGCCUGACUCGCCUGGCUGCGUUUACGCCCCACCUACCGUCUCUCUUCUUCUCACAUCUUUUCCUUGUACAAUAUACGACAUGUCUUUCUCGUCAUGAUGGGGUAAUGCAUUCAUCGUCCUUCGAUAAGGGCAUAAGCUAUUUUGUUUAGGAUUUUCUUCAUGCGACUGGAGGCGUCCGGGUUGUCUUCCCGUCGUAUGGGCUCUUGUUUUUGGUUGUUUCACAAAUCUCUCCUCCUUAUUGUAUACUACUCACAGUCAGCGGCAUGUUUUCCGCUUUCAUACACCCUGAGAAAGGGCAAUGUCGUCUUUGGAAGUCUGGCUUUGGAAUGUGGAUGACCAUAUCUGCACGGGCUUGAUAUAUCUCGCCCUGGUAAUACGGGCGGGUGACCUAGAAGAAAAUGGAAAAUCUAAUGACCAAGAUGAGACUCGGUAUCAUUUUGUUAAAGAGUAAUAUACAAUAUGU
Aspergillus novofumigatus IBT 16806 is the source of this 1300-nucleotide messenger RNA. It is a transcript of the gene grpE, whose product is annotated as mitochondrial nucleotide exchange factor MGE1. The record is from RefSeq and is a predicted model, not a curated record. Lineage: Eukaryota; Fungi; Ascomycota; Eurotiomycetes; Eurotiales; Aspergillaceae. Gene Ontology annotation, biological process: protein import into mitochondrial matrix; protein folding. Bases 59 to 811 code for a protein of 250 amino acids. Gene Ontology annotation, cellular component: PAM complex, Tim23 associated import motor. Gene Ontology annotation, molecular function: adenyl-nucleotide exchange factor activity; protein homodimerization activity; protein-folding chaperone binding. The transcript has 3 exons.